CCCAAACGAGGAGAUGCCUGAUCCGAGCUUGGACCGAGAUUGGGAGGGCGGUCCAGCUGAUCGACGAUCACCUCCGCCGGGGCCAUCGCCGCCACCAUUGGCAUCAUCUCCGCCGAGAGUAUCGUCCCUGCCAUUGGCAUCACCUCCGUCGAGGACAUCACCGCCGCUAGUGGCAUCACCUCCGCCGGGGCCAUCGCCGCCGCCAUUGGCAUCACCUCUGUCCAGACACCUCCCCCGUGUGUCUCCGGGGCACAGUGAUGAUUUGUAUGCCCGUUUGACUGAAUUUAUAGCGGAGGAGGUCGGCGCGCUACGACGAGAUUUGAUGAAGAGGGUCGAUGAUCUGGGACGAGAGUUGACAGGGAGGGUCGACGAUCUGGCAGGGAAGGUUGACUAUAUGACAGGGAGGGUCGACGAUAUGGGACGAGAGUUGACAGGGAGGGUUGACGAUCUAUCCCAUGAUGUUGGAAUACUACAGUCUUCCGUUGUCGACUUUCAGGAUACAGUAGCGGUGCUUAGGGGAGAUUUAGCCGGCAGACGAUGAGGGG
Messenger RNA from Olea europaea var. sylvestris, 545 nucleotides. RefSeq names its product protein transport protein sec31-like. The coding region runs from base 14 to 541 and encodes 175 amino acids. Lineage: Eukaryota; Viridiplantae; Streptophyta; Magnoliopsida; Lamiales; Oleaceae. The record is from RefSeq and is a predicted model, not a curated record. The transcript has 2 exons.